Messenger RNA from Chroicocephalus ridibundus (black-headed gull), 6196 nucleotides. RefSeq names its product protocadherin beta-15-like. The transcript has a single exon. Lineage: Eukaryota; Metazoa; Chordata; Aves; Charadriiformes; Laridae. The coding region runs from base 306 to 2747 and encodes 813 amino acids. The record is from RefSeq and is a predicted model, not a curated record. Gene Ontology annotation, molecular function: calcium ion binding. Gene Ontology annotation, cellular component: plasma membrane. Gene Ontology annotation, biological process: homophilic cell-cell adhesion.
GGUGCUCCCGGCCAAGGCGGCGCCGAGCGGAUGCCGGCGGGGCAGCGGCCGAACCCAACCAGCCGCUACCAAGCCCAGCCCAGCCCAGCCCAGCCGAGCCGAGCCGACCCGAGCCGGGCAACGGCGGCGAGCGGCGCCCCGUGCCAGCGGCUGCCGGGCCAGGGCGGCCGCGCUCCGUGCCGCCAUCCGGAGUCGGCGAGAGGGAGGCCGCCCGACCGCCGCCCCGCCGCGCUGCUGCCGGGCGCCGCUCUCCGCGGAGGAGUGCGCGGGCGAUCCGCGAGACGGAGGCUGUCCGCCGGCCCGACAUGGCGAUCGCAAGGCAAGUGCUUUGUCUCUGUGCUUUCCUCUCCCUGACGCUCGCUCGCUCCGAGCCCAUCCGCUACUCCGUAGCCGAGGAGGCGGCGAGCGGCUCCGUGGUAGCCAACGUGGCGGAGGACGCGGGGCUGUCCCCGGCGCAGCUGGCGGCUCGCGGCGCCCGCCUGGCCUCGGAGGACGGCCGGCAGCACUUUCGCUUAGACCCCGCCACCGGCAGGCUCGUCGUGGCCGAGAGGCUGGACCGGGAGGAGCUGUGCGGCCAGUCCGCUACGUGCACGCUCCCCUUCGAGCUCCUGCUGGCAAACCCGCUGCAGUUCUUUCGGGUGGAGGUGGCCGUGGAGGACAUCAAUGACCAUUCCCCCAUUUUCCCGGAGGAAAGAGUCAUUUUUAAGAUCUUGGAAACGAGCAACCCUGGCUCGCGUUUCCCUCUGGAGGGUGCUCGGGACCUUGAUGUUGGCAGCAACAGCAUCCAGGCUUACAGCAUUUCUCCCGAGAACGAGUACUUCAGUGUCUCCUUUGCAAGUCAGAGGGAGGAGAACAAAUAUGUUGAACUGGUCUUGGAGAAGGCUCUAGACAGAGAGGAGGAAGGAGAGGUGGUUUUCAGUCUCAUUGCCAUGGAUGGGGGCUCUCCUCCCAGGAGUGGGACCACACACAUCCACAUUGUUGUUCUAGAUGUAAAUGACAACUCUCCUGUCUUUACACAGAAGCUCUAUAUUGGGCAGAUUUUGGAAAAUGCCCCUGUGGGCUCUGUUGUUCUCAGAGUGGUGGCAACUGAUCAGGAUGUGGGAGUUAACGGGGACAUCACCUAUCAGUUCAGCCAAGUAGUGGGCCAAAGCAACUCAGCAUUCAUGAUCGACCCUACUAGUGGUGAAAUUAAACUCACGAAGCCUCUAGACUUUGAGGUGGCAGAGAAUCAUGAGCUCAGUGUGCGGGCCACGGAUGGCGGUGGCCUGUCAGCUAUCUGCAAGGUGUUGGUGGAGGUGGUGGAUGUGAACGACAAUGCACCUGAGCUAGUGGUGAAUUCCUUCAACAGCCCCAUCCCCGAGAACGCAUUGCCUGGAACAGUGGUUGCCCUCUUUACUGUCAGGGACCGGGAUUCUGGUGCGAAUGGGAAGAUCUCCUGUGCCCUUGAGGAUCAGCUAUUGUUCUCCCUGCGUCUGGCCUAUAAGAACUACUAUGAGCUUGUCACCGUCAAUGCUCUGGAAAGGGAGGAGAUGGCAAGGCACAUCCUCAUUGUCACAGCAGCAGACGCAGGGUCACCUCCUCUCACAACCACCCAGACCUUCACGGUGGACAUCUCCGAUGUCAACGACAAUGCACCUGCCUUCAACCAGACAUCAUACACGAUGUAUGUGCAUGAGAACAAUGUCCCCAUGGUGCUUGUUGGAGCUGUCAGUGCUGCAGAUGCUGAUGUGGGGCCCAAUGCCAAGGUGUCAUAUUUCCUGGCACCAUCCCAUCCCACAGAGCAGCCUCCCUGCUCCUGCAUCUCCGUGAACUCUGAGAAUGGGCAUGUGUUUGUGCUGCGGCCUCUGGACUAUGAGCAGGUGAAGCAGAUUGAUGUCUUGGUGAGUGCCUCCGAUGCGGGAUCUCCUCCUCUCAGUGCCAACGUCACCGUCCACCUUGUUGUGGUGGAUGAGAAUGACAAUGCGCCUCUGGUGCUGUACCCAUCACAGGACAGCGGUCCACCAUCCAGCGAGCUGGUGCCUGUAUCAGCUGAGGCGGGGUACCUCAUCACCAAAGUGGUGGCUGUGGAUGCAGACUCGGGACAGAACUCGUGGCUCUCUUACCACCUGCUGAAGGCCACCGAGCCCGGGCUGUUUGUGGUUGGUGCCCAAAGCGGUGAGGUGCGGCUGAAGAGGCCAGUGACAGAGAGGGACGCUGUGAAGCAGAAGCUGGUUAUUGUGGUGCGAGACAAUGGGAAGCCACCAUUGUCAGCCACUGCUGCACUGAACGCCCUCCUGCUCAAUGACUUCUCAGAAGUGCGCCUACCGCACAGCAGCCUGGCCACGGAGGACGAGAGUGACUCCCUGACAACCUAUUUAAUCAUUUCCUUGACCUUUGUCUCACUCCUCUUCCUCGCAUCCAUGACAGCCUUCAUCACUCGCAAGGUGUGCAAGAGAAAGGAGCUGAAGGCAGGGCACGUGCUUUAUGGUGCUGGCAACUUGCAGAGCGACCUGGCUGAUGUGGCCACAGCGGGGACCUUGCCCCACGGCUAUUGCUAUGAGAUCAGCCUCACAACGGGCUCUGGCAACAGCGAGUUCAAGUUCCUGAAGCCCAUCCUCCCCAGCCUGCCACCACAGCAAUGCACCAGAGGUGGGGGCACCGAUGAAGAGCAGGAUUUCCCCCGUGGCCCCAUUACUGCAGAACACUUUGCACCAGACAACCCUGGGACCGUCUCUGCAGAACAGUUCAAUAAUCUUUCCUUUAACUAGCAUGGAGUCAGCACAUACAGAGGCUUCAUUCAUGCCUCACGGUAGGAAGGCAUCCCUGUUACAGCAUGUGGUAAUGAUUCCUCCAGAGUAAAUCUGCAUUUUUAUUUGGCAUCAAUGAUUUCCUUCAAAUUCUAUGUCAGAAGAAAGACUAUAACCCUCUCCAAAAUAGAAACACACAAAGAAAAGAACCUAAAGACUCCUUUAGUCAUGAAAGUAUAUUUCCACUCUGUUACAACCUCUUCCAAAAUGCUUUGAGAGGUACAGGUUCCCCAGCGUAGUUUUUGUGUCACUUACUGUCAGGCAAGCCCAUGGACCUCUUUCUCUGUGCUGUAACGCAAUUGCAAAGUCAUGAAGUGAAAUCACAUUGUCCUGGCUUUAGCUGGGGUAGAGUUAAUUUUCUUCGUAGUAGCUGGUAUAGUGCUGUGUUUUGGAUUUAGCAUGUUGAUAGCACACUGAUGUUUUUGUGGUUCCAAGGUAGUGCUUACAGUAAGUCGAGGACUUUUCAGCUUCUCAUACCCUGCCAGUGAGGAGCCUAGGGGUACAGAAGAAGUUGGGAUGGGGCACAGACAGGACAGCUGACCCAAGCAGGCCAAAGGGAUAUUCUAUACCAUAGGACGUCAUGCUCAGCAUAUGAAGUGGGGGCAGUUGGCCAGGGGGAGGCUUCGGCUCAGGAAGUGGCUGGUCAUCAGUCAGUUGGUAGUGAGUAAUUGUUUUUCAUUUGCAUGAUUUGUCUUUUCUUAGAGUUUUGUUAUCUUUUCCUCUCCCCCCCCCUUAUUAUUAUUUUAUAGUAAUAUUUUAUUUUAUUUCAAUUAUUAAGCUGUUCUCAUCUCAGACCACGAGUUUUGUCACUUUUACACUUCCAAUUCUCUCCCCCUUCCCACUGCAGGGGGAGGGGAGGAAGAGUGAUAGAGUCACUGUGUAGUGCUUGUCUGCUGGCUGAAGUCACACCACGACACACAUGCUUGCCGAAACGCACGUAGCCCUCUCCCUGCGUCAGCAAAGCAAGGAUGUUGUGAGUACAGUGUUACAAUAUGGUGCAAGCAAGGGGCUCUUUCUUCUCUGGGUGCUUGGCUCUGUAUAAGAUGUUUGGGGCCUGUGUGUUUUGUGUUCUGGUCACUAUGUCUGUCCAGACACCCGUUGUGAAUCUGCAUACUCUGCACUAGUGCUGCCCAGUGAUGCAGGGAGUUGCUCACAUCCAGCUGUUGUGAUGCACACAGUUCCAGCUCAUUGAGCAAGAGUGGUAUUUUUUCCCUUUGAGUACAGCAGUCUCAUCUUCUCUAGAGGGGAGCAGCAAAACACAGAAGAUCUUCCUUUGUCCCAUAAGAGGGUGGUGGGCGUUCUGUCUCCUUGGGAUUUCCAUGUAAGUAUAGCAGUUCUAACAGUGUUGGGAUGGAACAGAGUAGAAUAGAUUAGACUAGACUAGACUAGACUAGACUAGAUUUCAGCAGGAAGGCACCUGCAACGAUCAUCUAGUCUAACCGCCUGACUACUUCAGGGCUGACCAAAGUUAAAGCCUGUUGUUAAGGUCAUUGUUCAAGUGUCUCUUAAACACUGACAGCCAUGGGACAUUGACCCAUCAACUUUAUGAAGCCUCUUCCAGUGUAUGACCGCUCUCUCAAUAAAGAAAUGCUUCCUAAUGUCUGACCCUCCCCUGAUGGAGUUUGAACCAUUCCCAGGUGUCCUGUCGCUGGAUACAAGGGAGAAGAGAUGAGCACCUCCCUCUCUCAGCCAAGUUCUCCAAACUAGACAAACUCAAAUCCUUAGCUGCUCCUCGUAGGACUUCACUUCCAGCUUUGUCACCAGCUUUGUAGUAGAAAAACUACAUCCACAGCCUUCCCUUAAUCCAACAGUCAGGUGACCUUAUCGUAGGAGGACAUGGACCUGUUGGAGUGAGUCCAGAGGAGUCCACAAAGAUGAUCAGAGGGCUAGAGCACCUCUCCUAUGAAGACAGGCUGAGAGAGUUGGUGUUGUUCAGCCUGGAGAAGAGAAGGCUCUGGGGAGAGUUGAUUGUGGCCUUCUAGUACCUAAAAGGGGUCUAUAGGAAAGCUGGGGAGUGACUCUUUAUCAGGGAGUGAAGUGAUAGAGUGAGGGGUAAUGGUUUUAAACCAGAAGAGGGUAGAUUUAGAUUAUAUAUCAAGAAAAAAUUCUUUACUCUGAGGAUGGUGAGACUCUGGAACUGGCUGCCCAAGGAAGUAGUGUAUGCCCCGUCCCUGGAAGUAUUCAGUGCUGGCUUGUGUGGGGCUUUGAGCAACCUGGUCUAGUGGAAGGUGUCCCUGCCCAUGGCAGAGGGGUGGGAACUAGGUUAUUUUUAGGUCCCUUCCAACUCUAACCAUUCUAUCAUUCUAUUAUGUCAAAGCAGUUAAGCAGGACUUUCCCUUGGUGAACCCAUGAUGACUGCGCCUGAUGAUUGCAUUGUUCUUUCAAUGCCUUUCUUUCACUAGUACGCAGUUAUGAUCUUCUCUAUAGUUUUGCCAGGGUCUGAGGUUAGACUAACAGGUCAGUAGUUUCCUGGGUCUCCCCUCUUGCCCUUCUUGUAAAUUGGAAGAGCUUUGGCUGGCUUCCAGUCAGCAGGGACCCCUCCCCAGUCUCCCAAGGCCUUUGGCAGCUGAUGGAGAGAUGUCCUGCUGUAACAUCGACUGGGUCCUUCAGUACUCUGCAACGAAUCCCAUUAGGUGCCAUGGACUUGAGAACAUUCCUCUGAUACAGCUGGUCCCUGAUAAUUUCAGUGUCCACUGAUGGAAAGUCACUGUUCGUUCACUCGCGGCCCUCUGUUUCAGUGGACCGGGCAGCCCAGCAUCAAUCUGUAUUGUUAAACUUCGGGUCAAGAAAAGCAUUGAAUGCCUCCUCUUCUUCUUCAUCCUUGUCGGUCAGGUGAGCAUCUUCAACAAGUGUCAGUCUAAUGUUUUCUUUAGACCUCCACUUCCUAUUAACAUCCUUGUAGACUGUAACUGUUCAGAGUUGUGAAAACAUGCUCAUUGCCUUUGGGUGCAUUGUAAGGAAACUGCACAAGUUGCUUCAAAGGACUUUGUCUGAAGGUAGAAUUGAGAUGGACUUGGAAAAAUCCCAUUGACUUUUCUCUGAUCGUUGUUCCUGAGUUCAGAGGCUUCUUGAUGGGAGGGGAAAUCUGUCCCACCAGGAUUUCCUGGGUUUGUGUUAGAGCAUUUGCAUUCUCCUUUCUGCCCUUUCUCCUUCUACUUUGUGAACUGUGUUUGGGCAUUGUCUUACCUCUUCCCCUUAAGAAGGACUGUCACUCCAUGUAUAAUAUUGGAUUCUUUAAAAGAAGGCUGUUUGAAUGUUUGAAUGGCACAGAAUAUUUGGAAACGUGACGUUGUGUUGUGCUGCAGUUAUUAACUGUAAAGCAGGAUACCCUUGAGUGUAAAAAUGUAACAAAGAGAACACCUGAAUGCCUUGUGUGGAGACAGUAGUCUUUGUUGAGUUGUUUGUUGUUU